AUGGCGGGAAACCGAAAUCCCAAGCAACCCGGCUGCAGGGAGCUAAAAAACCAAUCUUCCCGCGCGUGGCGGGUGGAUUCGCUGGCGGGCUUGCGCUGGGGCGCCCUCGUGGCGGCGCUGCAGAACGCGCAGCCUGUCGAGCCAACUGUUUUGGCCCGCUUGUACCGUGCCAUCGCGGAGCUUGAGGCUGGCGAUGUUUCUGGCCGCGUUUCCGAACGCGACCAUCUCUGCUUGGCGGUGCUCACGUCGCUCCCAAACACCCCCGUGCCGCUGUCCACGGCCAUGCGCAUAUGCGCGGACCCAGACGGUUACGUCUCAGCAGCAGCACAGUCCACAUUCCUUGAGGGAUUUGGCGGGGCAUCCUUCGCGGCAGCUGCGCAUGCCAUGGCCGCGGACUUGCAAGCCGCACUCCAGCCACAGCCGCCGCCUGCGUGCCCCGCGCACGCCCCACAAACAAGCAGCCGACGCUUUCGCCGGGGGCGCCGAGGCCGCCCUGCCCAAGUGGCCGACCGGGACGGUUCCGGCCAUAGCGAGGCUAGGCAGGACGACGAGCUGCCCAGGCCUGCGCAACCCGCCGUCGAGUGGGAACAGCUGGACGCCACUGACCUCGCGGCGGACCC
Symbiodinium pilosum is the source of this 620-nucleotide messenger RNA. NCBI's taxonomy places the organism in Eukaryota, Dinophyceae, Suessiales, Symbiodiniaceae. The record is from the annotation of a GenBank genome assembly.